Molecule: messenger RNA, 2948 nt
Organism: Haemorhous mexicanus (house finch)
Lineage: Eukaryota; Metazoa; Chordata; Aves; Passeriformes; Fringillidae
Product: latent-transforming growth factor beta-binding protein 3-like
Molecular function (GO): calcium ion binding
Source: RefSeq, a predicted model, not a curated record
CUCGGUGCGGGGGGGUCCCAGCUCGGUGCGGGGGGGUCCCAGCUCGGUGCGGGGGUGCCCCCUGACGCCCCCCGUGCCCCCCCCAGCCGCGUUCAAGGCCAUCUGCCCGGCGGGGAAGGGCUACCACGUGCUCACGUCCCACCAGACCCUGACCAUCCAGGGCGAGAGCGACUUCACGCUGCACAUCCACCCCGACGGGACCCCCGAGCGGCCCCCCCGGCCCCCCCCGCCCGCCCCCAGCCCCGCGCCGCCCGACGCCCCCCCGCCGCCAGCUGUGACCCCCCCGGCCAUGCUGCCGGCGUUCGGGAGCCCCUCGGAGGAGCAGGGCCUGGAGCAGCCCCCGGGGAGCAGCGACCCCCCCCCGGUACCCCGGUUGAAGGGGGGGGACACGCCCAUGACGACCAGAAGGGCGCUGCUGGCCCGGCCCACGCCGGCCCCGCUCUGGCGGCUGCCCCCGGAGCAGCUGACGCGCAGCGCCGCCGAGAUCGCGCCCACCCAGGUCACCGAGACGGACGAGUGCAAACUGAACCGGAACAUCUGCGGGCCCGGCGAGUGCGUGAUGGGCCCGGGGGGGUACAGCUGCCUCUGCUUCCCGGGGUACCGCUGGCACCCCCAGCGCCGCUACUGCACCGACGUGAACGAGUGCGAGGCGGAGCCGUGCGGGGCCGGGCGCGGGGUGUGCAUGAACACGGGUGGCUCCUACACCUGUCACUGUCACCGCGGCUUCCAGCUGCGCCUGCACAAGGGGCUGCGCACCUGCGCAGACAUCGACGAGUGUGCCAAGGGUGACGUGUGCGGGGACGGUGGCACCUGCUCCAACGUGCCGGGCCACUACAAGUGCGAGUGUCACCCGGGCUACCGGCGCAAGGGCUCGCGGCCACCGCUCUGCGAAGACAUCAACGAGUGCCUGGAUGUGGGGACGUGCCCCGACUCCAAGUGUGAGAAUCAGCCCGGGGGCUUCGUGUGCACCCCCUGCCCCCCCGGCUACCGCGGCCUCAACGGCGCCUGCCUCGAUGUGAACGAGUGCGAGGCCGGGGGGCUCUGCCCCGGGGGGGGCUGCGUGAACACCCCCGGCUCCUACAAGUGCCAGUGCCCCCCCGGGCUGCAGCCGGCGCGGGACCCCCCCCGCUGCCAAGACAUCGACGAGUGCGAGUUCGCGGCCGCCUGCGUGGGCGGGGACUGCGUGAACACGGCGGGGUCCUACCGGUGCCUGUGCCCCCCCGGGUACGCGCUGCUGCACGGCCGCCGCUGCCAGGACAUCGACGAGUGCGCGCUGGACCCGGGGCUGUGCCCCCCCCCCGGCACCUGCACCAACCUCGAGGGCUCCUUCAGCUGCCGCUGCCCCCCCGGGCUCGCCCCCAGCCCCGACGGGCGCCGCUGCCUCCCUCGGGAGCCCCCCGCCCCCCGCAAGGAGUGUUACCUGAGCCUGGAGCUGCCCGCCUUCUGCGACGCCGUGCUGGGCACCAACGUGACGCGGGGGGAGUGCUGCUGCUCCGUGGGGGCGGGCUGGGGGGACCUGUGCGAGGUGUACCCCUGCCCCCUCCCCUCCUCGGCUGAGUUCGUGGCGCUCUGUCCCGACGGGAGAGGCUUCAUCCAGGACGACAACGGCCUCGACUACGGGGUCCCCGCACACCGCGACAUCGACGAGUGCGGCCUCUUCGGCGACGAGAUCUGCAAAGGGGGCAAGUGCGUCAACACCCAGCCGGGCUACGAGUGCUACUGCAAGGCGGGCUUCGACUACGACAGCGCCCUGCGGCAGUGCCUGGACGUGGACGAGUGUCUGGACGAGUCCAACUGCGUGGACGGAGCGUGCGAGAACACGCGCGGCUCCUUCCGCUGCACCUGCGGCCCCGGGGCGCGCUACCACCCCGGGCUGCGGCGCUGCCUGCCCGCCCCCGAGCACGAGCGCCCCCCCCGCCGGAGCGGGCCCCUCCCCCCCCCCGAGCGGCGGGACGUGUGCUGGCAGCGGCGGGGGGACGAGGGGGUCUGCGGGGCGCCCCUCGGGGGGGGACCCCUGACCCUGGACGAGUGCUGCUGCCGGGGGGGGGCCGGCUGGGGUCCCCACUGCCGACCCUGCCCCCCCCGGCCCCCAGGCCUGCCGUGCCCCCCCGUGCAGAGCGAGAGCAAUUCCUUCUGGGACGUCAGCCCCCUCGGCCUGGGGGGGCCCCGCAGAGGUGACGACAGCUCCGAGGAAGACUCUGCCGAGUGUCCCUGUCCCGGGGGGGUCCCCGGCCGCUGCCUCCGCUCCCCCCGGGGGGGCUGCGAGUGCCCCCCCGGCUUCCAACCGGACCCCACCCGCACCCGCUGCCUCGAUAUCGACGAGUGUCGCGACCCCCGGGGGGGUCCCCGCUGCCCCCGCGAGCGCUGCAUCAACACCAGCGGCUCCUUCCGCUGCGCCUGCAAAGCCGGCACCAGCCGCGCCCGCCCGGGGGGGCUCUGCCUGCCCCAGCGCCGCUGAACCCCCCCCCGGGACCCCCCGGGACCCCCCGGGACCCCCCGGGAUUCACCAGAACCCCCGGGAUCCUCUGGGACCCCCGGGAUCCACCGGAACCCCCGGGAGCCACCCGGAUCCUCUGGGACCCCCCGGCACCCACCCGGACCCUCGAGGACCACCCGAGGCCCGGCCCCAGCCCCACUGAAUCCCCCCCGGGACCCCCCGAGAUUCCUGAGACCCUCUAGGAUCCCCCGGGACCCUCUGGGACCACCCGGACCCACCGGGACCCCCCGGGCCCGGCCCCAGCCCCGGGACCCUCCAAUCCUGGUCCCACCAUCGCUGAAAAGCCCCCGGGACCCCCGGGACCCCCCAGGACCCACCCGGACCCUCUGGGACCACCCGGGACCCACCGGGUCCGGCCCCAGCGCCGCUGAACCUCCCCGGGACCCCCCUGGGACCCCCAGGACCCCCCCGGGACCCCCCGGGACCCCAAUAAAGGACGUGGGGGAACGGC